UGGUGAUCAUUAAAUUUUUUGCCUUCUCUAAAGACGAAACCAGCGCCUACUGGAUCGUUAUGACACUGAUGAUGAGGCUAUUGCACCCCAAAAAGACAAUAUGCCACAAGCCCCUCAAAUACAACCACCACCUAAAAGGAUAUGGUCAUCAUCUACUGAGCUACAACUAAGUCCUCAAGGACAAAGACAACCUCAACCCUCCGUAUGGCCUCAGAAAUCCUCGUGUCUGACACAGAUCCCAGAAACUCCAGGACCAUCAUUGUUGGACAUGAGCCCUUCAUCUGAAUGGCAAGAGAGAACUCUUGGGUCUUCAUUACGCCAAGCGAUUGACAUGCCUGAACAGACGCCUACUCUGCCUUUUCACCUUACUCCCCAACAGUUUUCUGCCAGAACAUCACAGCACAUCACAGGACAUCAUAGUGGCACAACUUUACAGUCUCCUGAUCAGGCAGUGGAAUCACUGUGGCAUCAUGACUCCUCGACGCCCAGACUCCAGACAAAGCGCCUCCCAAGCAACGAUCCAUUCCAGAGAUCACUUCUUCAUGACAUCUUAACAAAACUUGAAAUUGUUAUGGAGCAGCAAAGAAACAUUGUAAGAAUGGUUCAGGAUCUCAAAGAAAACAAUGUCAGGGAGAUCACUGAGGCUAACGACUUAACUACAAAAUGUUUUCCAAUUGAAGAUUUAAGAUCAUUAACUUCCCUGGAAAGUGAUCUUCAAUCCAAAACGAUUUAAUGUUGAAGUUUUUCACAGUUAAGGAUCAAUAACGAAAUGUGCAUCAAUUUAUCUAUUUGUUGCUGACCAUAAAACAUCACAGUCUAGUUACUUUGGAUCACACAGCCUCACAGUUGGUCCUGAUUUAGACCACCAACCCUUGUAGAACCCAAUUCCAGCGUACAGAGGCUAAGUGAAUGUGGUGUGGACUCUGUGGAGGAGUUUCAUCAUGUCAGAGACGCUGUAGAAGGACAGAGUUCCUGCACUGUGAUCCACAUACACUCCUAUUCUGGAGGAAGCUGGAACACUGAGCUUAGUCUCAAUGCUGUUGUGCCAGAAAGAGAGAGAGGAAGAAAAGUACUCCAAAUUCCAAGAUGGCGGCGCGGCAGUAGCACGCAGCGGCCACUCCGGAUACAAAAUGGUGCUUUUUUCGUCCUUAGGCCGACUUUUUAACGGCACAUGGACAUCGGAGCUACCGGUGUUCGUGUUUACCACCGCCAGACACUCAUAAACCUCAAACACUACAACACAGCCUCUCUGCAAGAUGAUCUGUUGGAGAAGCUACGCGAUCUCGGCUUGCUGCGGGGACCAGGCCUCCAGCCCUCGGCGUCGCCCGAUGCCGGUGGCCGGGGGAGGGGACGUCGCAAGCGGUGCGCGAGAAAGCAGAAGCGCGGCAAGAGGGCGGGGGUUCGUGCUAGGCUAAAAACAAACCCUAGCCGGCCAGCUCUCCCGUCCAUCCUGCUCUCCAAUGUCUGCUCCCUGGAUAAUAAACUGGACUACAUCCGACUCCAGCAAGCUACGCGGCGUGAGUUUAGAGACUGCUGCGUCUUUGUUUUCACAGAGACGUGGCUCAACGACAGAGUUCCGGACGCCGCCAUUCAGCUAGACGGGCUAGCCUCGUUUCGUGCCGACAGAAACACAGCUCUGUGCGGUAAGGCUCGCGGCGGCGGCUUGUGUGUUUACAUCAACACGGAAUGGUGCAAGAACUCGGUGCUAGUCUCUAGUUACUGCUCAUCACUGGUGGAGUUUAUGACUGUUAGAUGUAGACCUUUUUAUUUACCACGGGAAUUCACUACUGUUUUCAUAAUCGGUGUGUACAUUCCCCCCAGUGCUAACGCUAAUGCUAAAGAGGCGCUCUGUGAACUGUAUGGGGCUAUUAGCGAGCUGCAGAACUCAAACCCUGACGGACUGUUUAUUGUUGCCGGAGAUUUCAACCAUGCAAAUCUCAAGUCAGUGCUCCCUAAAUUCCAUCAGCAUGUGGACUUUGCAAC
This is a messenger RNA of Pangasianodon hypophthalmus (striped catfish), 1983 nucleotides long. RefSeq lists its product as uncharacterized. The transcript is spliced from 2 exons. NCBI's taxonomy places the organism in Eukaryota, Metazoa, Chordata, Actinopteri, Siluriformes, Pangasiidae. The record is from RefSeq and is a predicted model, not a curated record. The coding region runs from base 101 to 733 and encodes 210 amino acids.